Molecule: messenger RNA, 1516 nt
Organism: Stylophora pistillata
Lineage: Eukaryota; Metazoa; Cnidaria; Anthozoa; Scleractinia; Pocilloporidae
Product: kelch domain-containing protein 2
Molecular function (GO): protein binding
Source: RefSeq, a predicted model, not a curated record
UCAACCCGAAAGAAGACAUGCAUAUAUUUUCAAAUGUUGCGAUUCCUUGUUUUUGUCCUAAAUAACUGAACAUGACAUUUGUGUUUCCGUCCAUAAAUGGUACGGUGAAGCCAAGAGAAAGAAGUGGUCAUGUGGCGGUACAUUACGAUGGCUACUUGGUAGUGUGGGGUGGCUAUUGCAACGGUGAAGAGCAGCUUCCUGGUUUUCAGUUUCUUGGAGACAGGUAUCAUCCAAGUAAUGAAGUUUGGUUAUACUGCAUCGAGACUUCUACUUGGAAACAUGUUGAAACAAGCGGAGACAUCCCCCCGCCCAUGUCAGGAUCAACAGCCUGUGUAAUUGGUGGCAAAUAUAUGUAUAUAUUUGCUGGGCAUCAUGAUGAAGGACCUUCCUCUACCGUUUUUGUUUUAGGUUUGAACACAUUUGUGUGGCAAAAUCUGACAGAAAGGAUUCAAGGCAAUCCCCCUUCAGACAGGGACAAGCUGUGUUGUUGGACGCACAAUGAUUUAAUAGUGUACUUUGGAGGAUAUGGAAUAUCUCCUGAUCCUGAUAAAGUGGAUGAGUCGUGUGGAUUUUUCACAUUUAAUGCCAGUGUUGAGGAGCAAUUUACGGACAACAGAGGAUGGAACAGUCACAUGUUUGUUCUGGAUACAGAACAUUUGACAUGGAGCCAACCACAAACAAAGGGGAGAGCUCCCACACCGAGAGCAGCACAGGCUGCAGCUAAACUUGGAAACAUUGCUUAUAUCUUUGGAGGAAGAUACAUGGAACAACGGCGUAAUGAUUUGCAUGCCUUUGACAUGGACACCAUGGAGUGGAGUGGCAGUAUUCCAACAACAGGUAAUGUGCCAGACGGAAGAACAUGGCAUUCACUCUCUACUGUCAGUGACAAACAUUUAUUUCUUUACGGAGGCUUCAAUAAUCAAGCAGAAGCGUUAGGUAAGACUUCAAAGAACUUCAAAUUUCUGCACCAAAGAGCAUUGAUGUUUGGAUGUUUGGUUGAUUUUAGGCCACCCUCAUCCAGAUAGGACAAGCACGAUCUAUACAAAAGAAAACUCUACAAACUGGCAAAUUGAGCUGGUUUUUAUGAAGAAACUAGGAGUUCUACUUUCCCCUCUGGAUGGAAUGCCAGUCCAUCACAAGGUUCCCCCCUGCCCCUCCCAUGGUGUUUCAUCAGGCUCUCCUGAAAAUUUGCUUGUACCCAUUUAUACACCUGGUUGGAGAGAAGCAAACAAACAAACAAACAAAUACUUUAUUUAUCAAGGGUGAAAUACAUUAUUACCCAAAGCUUGGUAGUUUAUAUAAUGGCCCUCAACAAAAAAACAAAACAUUAACAUUCUAACAUAAUUUUAAAUAACAUUUUUCUGCAUUCAAUAGUUAAAUAGACUUUAGCUCUCUUAAGAAGGCAUGUUCUAGAGUUCAGCUUUUUUAGUGAAUAGUCGAUAUGUAAGUUCCAAGAAAGAUGGAACUUACAUAUUGACUAUCUAAUAAAAAAAGAAUAAAGGCUGAUAGUUUCUAA